Rhinichthys klamathensis goyatoka is the source of this 1137-nucleotide messenger RNA. RefSeq lists its product as uncharacterized. The transcript has 6 exons. NCBI's taxonomy places the organism in Eukaryota, Metazoa, Chordata, Actinopteri, Cypriniformes, Leuciscidae. The record is from RefSeq and is a predicted model, not a curated record. The coding region runs from base 132 to 956 and encodes 274 amino acids.
CUAAUGAAGGCGAGAGACGGCGUGGGUCGAUUGCUCAGGACGCAGGAGGUCAAGGUGUUUGAAACGGGUGCGUCAGCUCAUCGGGCUGUAUCGCUGUCUGGCCUUCUCAUCCCACACCAUCAUUACUGAAGAUGUUGGCGGCGUUGGCUCUGGUUCUGCUGGUGUCCAGUGCGACGGAGGGACGGAUUCUCAGUAAAUGUGAGCUGAAGGCACAACUCGAGGCGGCUCAGAUUCAGGUGACUGAAGCCAUGGGAGACAAAACAACCGUGGACAAAUUCAUCGCUAGACUUGUUUGUAAUGUGGAAAACAUUUCCGGCUUCAACACCAGCCUCGUCACCAGCGUCCAGAUCAACCAAGAUGAGAUCAGACCCCCGUUCCAAAUUCCUCCCAAACCAAAAGACGAAAAAACACCAGCAAAGGAAGACAAUGAUGAGAAAUUGGAAGAAGAACACAUAAUCCCUGUUCAACCACAAAGUCAUCCCAAGGGAAGACGUGGAAGAUCUGUCCCUGAGGGCAAGACCUUUGAGAAACAGGGAGCAAAGGAGGUUUUCUGGGCAUGGCACCGUGAUCUGUUCCCGGAAAAGGUCCCCGCCGACUCGUCUGGAAGCGGCUCAGAGGCGACGUCCGAGGAGGACAGCUCCGGAGACAGCUCAGAGGAGGAGGAACGGGAAGAUGUCGUCGCAUGGAGCCCGUUGGGAAUCUUCCAGCUGAGCGAUCGCGUUGCUUGUGACUCCGGAUUGAGUGGAUCGCUAAACCUUUGUGGUCUGGAGUGCAGUGCUCUCAUCAAUGAUGACAUCACCGAUGACAUCGCUUGCUUGGAGACUUUGGCGGGAAGUCGCGGCAAGCUCAGUGGCUUCAAUCCCAAGAAGAGAUUCCUGGCUAAGAUGUUGGCAAUGGAGCUGGUGAAGGAGUGUCGCUCUGUCGUUCCUUCUAAGUAUUUCGCUGAGUGCGCUUAAAACAUCCCGACGGAUGAAGCUUCUCCAUCCGACGGCUGGAACGACCAUCUUCACCGCUGAGGCCGUUUUUCAAUCACAUGCAAGGAGACUCAACGGUUACUAUUUCACACACUUAAAGACCCAAUGAAUUCAAAAUUGUACCUUUAGGGGCUUUUAGAUCAUUUAUAUGUUAAUGUACCUG